Nycticebus coucang (slow loris) is the source of this 571-nucleotide messenger RNA. It is a transcript of the gene PIP, whose product is annotated as prolactin induced protein. Bases 58 to 501 code for a protein of 147 amino acids. Gene Ontology annotation, biological process: regulation of immune system process; proteolysis. The transcript has 4 exons. NCBI's taxonomy places the organism in Eukaryota, Metazoa, Chordata, Mammalia, Primates, Lorisidae. Gene Ontology annotation, cellular component: extracellular region. Gene Ontology annotation, molecular function: aspartic-type endopeptidase activity. The record is from RefSeq and is a predicted model, not a curated record.
AGCACCUUCUGUUGGGCCACCACUUCGCUGGACACAGCACCUUCUGUUUCCUCCAGCAUGCGCUCUCUCCAGCUCCUACUCAGGGCCGGUGUUGCCACCCUGCUUCUGGUUCUCUGCCUGCAUCUGGAGAUCAGCAAAGCUCAGGAAUACACACCAAAAAAGCCAUUGAUGAUGAGCAUGGAAAUAAAUAAAAGUAAGGACACAGAUAAUGAAAUCCUGUUAAAUGUCACAAUUAAAACAGAGCUGAAUGAAUGUAUGGUGGUUAAAACCUACCUCGGUAGCAACGUCUCCAUGGAGGGUGAAUUCACCUACCGAUAUACUUACUGCCUCUGUAAAGAUGCUCCAAAGAACUUAUACUGGCAAUUUGAGGUCAAAGGCCCUAUGAAAAUUGUAGCAGUAUCUGACAUUACUCGGGAACCAGGCAUCUGCCCUAAUGAAGAUGCCGUGAUCCCCAUCAAAGCAAACCGGUAUUUUAUCUAUGACACCUUAGAAGUACAAUGAUAAUGGAAAUUCUUGUCUGUUUACCACACACAGGUGGUCUCCUCUGAGGAAACUUGGCUGGAAUAUCUGU